This is a messenger RNA of Jaculus jaculus (lesser Egyptian jerboa), 942 nucleotides long. Its product is annotated as olfactory receptor 11. Gene Ontology annotation, molecular function: G protein-coupled receptor activity; olfactory receptor activity. NCBI's taxonomy places the organism in Eukaryota, Metazoa, Chordata, Mammalia, Rodentia, Dipodidae. Gene Ontology annotation, biological process: G protein-coupled receptor signaling pathway. The transcript has 2 exons. The record is from RefSeq and is a predicted model, not a curated record. Gene Ontology annotation, cellular component: membrane. The coding region runs from base 1 to 942 and encodes 313 amino acids.
AUGAACUGGAUAAACGAAAGCAGCCUGGAGGAGUUCAUUCUGUUCGGCUUCUCAGACCAACCACGGCUGGAACUUCCGCUCUUCGUGGGUCUCUUGGUCUCCUACACUGUCACCGUCUUUGGCAACCUCGCCAUCAUGCUAGUCUUCCAGCUGGACUCCAAGCUCCACGCUCCCAUGUACUUCUUUCUCACCAAUCUGUCACUCGUAGAUCUUUGUUACAUCACAUGUUCGGUCCCACAGAUGCUGGUGAAUCUACGCAGCACGAGGAAAGUGAUUAGUUACGGUGGCUGCGUGGUCCAGCUUUUCAUGUUCCUGGCUCUGGGGGCUACAGAGUGUGUGUUGCUGGUGGUCAUGUCCCUGGACAGAUUCGUAGCCAUCUGCCGGCCUCUCCAUUACUCAGUCAUCAUGCACCAGAGAUUCUGCCUGCAGCUGGCUGCUGCCUCCUGGUUGACUGGCUUCGGGAACUCCGUGUGGAUGUCCGUCGUGACCCUCCAGCUGCCCCGCUGUGGUCAGCGUGUCAUAGACCACUUUCUCUGUGAGGUGCCCGCCAUGCUCAAGCUGUCCUGUGUGGACACAACUGCGAAUGAGGCUGAGCUCUUGUUUGGGAGUGUAUUUUUCCAUCUAGUACCCCUGACCCUCAUCUUUGUGUCGUAUGCUUUUAUUGCCCAAGCAAUUUUGAAAAUCCCUUCUGCUGAAGGACGACAAAAAGCUUUUGGGACCUGUGCCUCCCACCUGAUUGUGGUGUCGCUGUUUUAUGGGACGGCCAUCCCCGUGUACCUGCAGCCGGCUUCCCCUCACUCUGCGACCCCCAGAAAGCUGGUGUCCCUCCUCUACGGAGUCAUGGCACCUAUGCUGAACCCUAUCAUCUACACACUUAGGAACAAAGAGAUGAAGGAAGCCUUUAAAAGGCUGAUGGCAAGAGUUAUUGUGUCCCAGCAAUAG